AUGUCCGACUCCCCAACCACCCCACCCUCCUCCCAGAAACCAGUCUACGCCCCCGGCCACGCCGCAUCCCACAUAACAAACCACACCUGGCGCACCGCCUCAAACUCAACCCCCUACCUCCUCCCCCACCUGCACUCCCUCUCCACCCACAACCCACACCUCCACUUCCUCGACGUAGGCGCCGGCCCGGGAACCCUCACCGCCUCCAUCGCAACCCACCUCCCCUCCACAGCCACCAUCGUCGCAACCGACAUCUCCCCCUCCGUCCUCUCCCGCGCAUCAGCCCACUUCACUUCCAAAGGACUGAGUAACGCAACGACUCGCGUUGCCUCAGUCUACGAUCUCGCCAGCACGUUCGGAGAACAAAGUUUCGAUGUAGUUCACACACACCAAGUCCUAGUCCACCUCACCUCUCCCCUCUCCGCAUUACAAUCCAUGCUCUCAGUCUGCAAGUCCGGCGGCACCCUCGCUCUCCGCGAAGCAGACUUGCGCAUGCAAUCCAUCCACCCCUCCACUCCUGCACUGACCGCUUUCUUCCCCAUACUGCUCAAGUACCACGCUUCGACCGGUGGUUCCGCGUCGAUGGGAACCGAAUUGGUGAGUUUGGCGAUGGCGGCGGGUGUGCCGAGGGGGAAUAUCACGGCGACGAUGGGGACGUGGUGUAUUGCUGCGAGGGAGGAUAGGGAGGCGUGGGGGUGGGCGAUUGCGGCGAGGUGUAGGGAGGGUCCGAUGAGGGGGAAAGCGGUGGAGGAGGGCUGGGCUGGUGAGGAGGAGAUGGAUGGGAUGGCGCGGGCGUGGGAUGAGUGGGUUGAGGCGGAGGAUGGGGUUUGGGGGUUGAUGAAUGGGGAGGUUAUUAUUCGGAAGCCUUGA
Messenger RNA from Zymoseptoria tritici IPO323, 870 nucleotides. RefSeq lists its product as uncharacterized. The record is from RefSeq and is a predicted model, not a curated record. Lineage: Eukaryota; Fungi; Ascomycota; Dothideomycetes; Mycosphaerellales; Mycosphaerellaceae. The transcript has a single exon. The coding region runs from base 1 to 870 and encodes 289 amino acids.